Molecule: messenger RNA, 1739 nt
Organism: Colletotrichum destructivum
Lineage: Eukaryota; Fungi; Ascomycota; Sordariomycetes; Glomerellales; Glomerellaceae
Product: Putative quinoprotein amine dehydrogenase, beta chain
Exons: 2
Coding region: 196-1389 (397 amino acids)
Source: RefSeq, a predicted model, not a curated record
UUUCUCGCAACUACACAUCAUCUCGAGCAACUCCACAGAACGAGAUAUUCUGCUGCCAUCCCAGGGAUUGCAGAGCACCGCCUGUUGAAUACACGCAUUGACGGUGUGCUCGAGAACCUCGACACCCAGAACAGAACGUCCGUCCCAGUCUUCGGUCGCAACAGACGUCUAGGCCGGCAUUAGCCACUGCAGGGGAUGCGAUUCGUACCGUCCCAGGUCGUCCUCGCCUGCUCGUACGUCGUCGGCACGAUUAUCGCGAGAGGCACGAAUACGAUGGACGAGGGCAACCUGACGAGGCUACGUCCGGGGGUCCCGCUUGCGCCGGUGCCGCUUCCGCCGGCCGGGCCCGCGCGAGACGGGGCGGAGAUUGUGAGGCAGCUGAUGGGGCUGACGCGGGCUGGUAUGAAUGGCGGUGGUGGUGACGACGGCGGGAGCCGGUUGCGAUUUGUGAAAAAGGUCGAGCUGGAGGGGGAUGUGUGGGAGCCCGAGGGGAUUGUGAGGCUGAUGGGUGCCGGAGGAGACGACGACGACGACGAGCAGGAGAGGUUCUGGGUCUCGGCGGGGGAGUAUACCGUCCCGACGGAGAAGUUCCCGGACGGGCGGUGGAUCGACGGGACGGACCGGAGCGCCGGGGCCGGGUUUGCGCAUUUCGUGGUGUUUGACGGCCGGGGGCGGCGGUUGGCGGACUGGGUCGUCUCAAAGGAAGGGGAUGCCGAGUACCAUAAUGGUGGGCUUGACUAUGACGGCCGGCACAUCUGGGCGACGCUGUCGCAAUACAGGCCCAACUCGACGGCGACGGUGGUGCGGGUCGACCCGGUUGACUUGCGGGUGGAGAGGGUUUUCCGCGUGGGGGACCACCAGGGGGGCGUUGUGCAUGAUGUCGAGACGGGGACGUUGACGACGCUGAGCUGGGGAGGGAGAGUGGCGAGGCGGUGGGAUCUGAAGGGGGGUGACGGUGGUGGUGGUGGUGGUGGGAGAGAAGAGGAGCAGGUCCGGCUUGUUCACGGUGAUGGUGUUGACAGCGGUACGGGAUUCGACGUGCCGGAGGAGGUGAUGGUCAACCCGUCGCACUGGAUCGACUACCAGGACUGCAAGUCGCUGGGCCGCGUCGGGGGCCGGUCGCUGGCGCUGUGUUCGGGCAUCGCGACCCUGGCGGCCGGGAUCGAGGUCGGCGGGCUGGCGGUCGUGGACGUGGACGCUGGGAUGACGCCGGUGUGGGAGAUGCCGUUCAUGGAGAGGACGACGACGGCAGCGGCGGGGGCUGCCCGCGGGGCACUGAUGACGAAGAACCCAAUGGACGUGGCGCUCGUCGGCGGCCGCGUGAGGUUGUACUUCGCGCCGGAGGAGGGAAGGGGCGCUGUUUUUGUGUACGAGGUCUGCGAGGGCUGAAUCUGUGUGGCUGUUUUUCUGGCGGCUUUACGGUGGUCUCGGGCCAGGAUCGUGAGCCCAGGGUGUGUGUAAUAAUGGCAUGGAUAACCGGUAGGCUUGCUCCGGCUGGUCUGCGUUCCAUGAUCACACGUCUGGGAGGGGGGUUUGACGAGACGGCUUGAUAGCCGUGGCCCGGAUGGUGCUGUAGUUGACGCGACAAAGACAUGAUGCUGUCAAACUUGGAACGCGGAACUCGUCAGGUUGCUUGGUCGCGAUACCCCUCGUGCCCAGAAGGCCGUCACAAAGGGUUCAGGCCUCGUGACAGAACCGUCAUCUGUUCUUAUAAAGCAAGUCGCCAGCAAAUAUUAAGC